Molecule: messenger RNA, 231 nt
Organism: Penicillium psychrosexuale
Lineage: Eukaryota; Fungi; Ascomycota; Eurotiomycetes; Eurotiales; Aspergillaceae
Exons: 2
Coding region: 1-231 (76 amino acids)
Source: RefSeq, a predicted model, not a curated record
AUGCACCCUCCCGGUCCAGUUUCAGGAUAUAUUCCCCCCAGCCCGCAAACGCCACUGCUCCUCAAUCUGGCACCCGAUGAUACGACUACCGAGGAUCAGUUCUCGUUGUUUGAAGAUCAGGGUUUGUGUAUCGAGAUGUCGUACAAGCCGAGGAAGACGCCGCUCUCGACGGCAGCACAGCAGAACCAGGGGUGGGACACUGUUACGGUUUCUACUUUGGAUGAGACUUGA